This is a messenger RNA of Callorhinus ursinus (northern fur seal), 1980 nucleotides long. RefSeq names its product chromosome unknown C19orf47 homolog (gene CUNH19orf47). Lineage: Eukaryota; Metazoa; Chordata; Mammalia; Carnivora; Otariidae. The record is from RefSeq and is a predicted model, not a curated record. Gene Ontology annotation, cellular component: nucleus.
CUGACAGUUGGAGCUGCCGGGAGGGAGGGCGGGCAGCGCGUGUGGGCGCGGGCGCGGAGGGUCAGAAAGUGCUGGAGAUGGGCUUUUAAUGGAGGAGAGAGGCAAUUGAGUCCAGCAGGGGGACUUCUGCAGCUGUAGGGAGAGGAUACCAGUUCCCAAAGGCUUCUGGCUCCCGGGAGCAGCACCAGAGCCGGAGAGACAAUGGUCUCAGUGACUAUGGCCACUUCCGAGUGGAUCCAGUUCUUUAAGGAAGCCGGCAUUCCUCCGGGGCCUGCUGUCAAUUACGCUGUGAUGUUUGUGGAUAAUAGGAUCCAGAAGAGCAUGCUGCUGGAUCUCAACAAAGAGAUCAUGAAUGAGCUGGGCGUGACUGUGGUGGGCGACAUCAUUGCCAUCCUCAAGCAUGCCAAGGUGGUGCACCGUCAGGACAUGUGCAAGGCUGCCACUGAGUCAGUGCCCUGCAACCCCAGCCCCAUCCCAGGCGAGAUCCGCCGAGGCGCCUCUAGCGCCGCCUCUCGAAUGAUCGCCAACAGCCUGAACCGCGACUCCCCACCCGGCACUCCCCCCAGGCGGCCGGACACCAGCACCUCCAAGAUCUCGGUCACUGUGUCCAACAAGAUGGCAGCGAAGAGUGCCAAGGCUGCCGCAGCCCUGGCCCGCCGGGAGGAGGAGAGCCUGGCUGUCCCCACCAAGCGGCGCCGGGUCACGGCCGAGAUGGAGGGGAAGUACAUCAUCAACAUGCCCAAAGGCACCACCCCCCGGACCCGCAAGAUCCUGGAGCAGCAACAGGCGGCCAAAGGUCUCCAGAGGACGUCUGUGUUUGACCGCCUCGGCGCCGAGACCAAGGCAGACACGACGACAGGCAAUAAACCCACAGGAGUUUUCAGCCGCCUGGGGGCCACCCCAGAGAUGGAUGAGGAUCUGGCUUGGGACAGCGACAAUGACAGCAGCAGCUCUGUCCUGCAGUAUGCCGGGGUCCUGAAGAAGCUGGGCCGGGGCCCAGCCAAGCCCAGUCCCCAGCCGGCACUGACUGUCAAAGCCAAGGCCACAAGCUCGGCCGCGACGGCAGCCACCCCGACACUGCGGCGCCUGGCCCUUUCCUCACGCCCGGGGCUCGAGAGGAAGCCGGAGUCCCUGUCCAAAGUCAGCAUCAUCCAGAGACUGGGCAAGGCUGCCCUUGUGCCCGAGGCCCAGGACAGCCAGGUCACGAGCACCAAGAGUAAGUCCUUGGCCGAGGUCAAGGUCACCAUUAAGAGGACUCUGGUGGGGCCCCGGGGGAGCAGCUCCAGCGAGGGCCUGGGCGCCCAGAUGGACCAUGCGGGCACAGUGAGCGUGUUCAAAAGACUGGGCCGCAGGACCUUCUAGCCUCUGGGCGGGGCACGGGCCCCUCUCUAGGCUCCUGGCUCUGGCAGAGGCUCGCGUGAGGCCAUGCCCAGCCCUCUGCUGGCUCCUGGAUGACACUGCUUGUCUCCCUCAGGCAUUCGAGCCGGCCCGAGCUUUCUGGGGGCUCACCCCAGUGUUCUGAGUCUGACAUGGUCGCUGUGGCCUGGCCUUGCUGCUCUAGGACUUUCCUUUUUCACGUCCUUUGUUCUCUCCUCUCGGACUGUGGCCUUUGGCAGGACCCACUUUUCUACCUCUCCCAGAGCCAAGUGCUCUUUUCCCUCCUCUGUUCCCCCUCCUGCCCCUCGGCAGCAUCUGCUGCCUCCGCCCCAGCUCCCCAGCCUCCCCAGUCCCCCACAGAGUCCCCCCACCUUACCGACGUCCCGACUUCCCCUCGCUCCUCUGCCCCCUCCCCCAGCUGUCCCCCCUCCCCACGGCUCCUUUAACUUCUCUGUCUCUCCCUCUCUUCACACUGUUCAUUUCUCUUCUGUUUUCUGUCCCCGUGGCAAGGCCCGACCGUGCGCUGCGUCCUGCCUGACCCUCCUGCACCUCCGGCCUCCCAGCGACCCCCUCGUCGGCGGUGGCGUCGAGCCUGUAGAGACU